Messenger RNA from Capronia epimyces CBS 606.96, 2190 nucleotides. RefSeq lists its product as uncharacterized. The transcript has 2 exons. Gene Ontology annotation, molecular function: protein binding; ADP binding. The record is from RefSeq and is a predicted model, not a curated record. Lineage: Eukaryota; Fungi; Ascomycota; Eurotiomycetes; Chaetothyriales; Herpotrichiellaceae. Bases 1 to 2190 code for a protein of 729 amino acids.
AUGCGCCUGUUGAAGGCCGACACUCCGGGCGAAGCAAGCCUCACCAGGAAGCUGAGCAAAGACAUCCCCAGCUAUGCGAUCCUGUCACACACAUGGUCAACAAAUGAAGAGGACGAAGUGACUUUGUCUGACCUGAAAGAUAAAUCCGGGAAGAGCAAGCGUGGGUAUGCUAAGAUUGAAUUCUGCCGGAAACAGGCCCAGAAGGAUGGUAUACAGCAUUUCUGGGUGGACACAUGCUGUAUCGAUAAAAAAGAUGCCGUUGAGCUCGGCGAAGCCAUUGCUUCGAUGUUUCGCUGGUACCAUGAUGCCGAAAAGUGUUAUGUGUAUCUAUCAGACGUAUCGGUGGCCAUGGGUGACCCACAUCACUCGACCGACGCGACAUGGCUGUCGGACUUCCGGAACAGCCGAUGGUUCACCCGCGGUUGGACGCUCCAAGAACUGCUGGCUCCGAAAUCGGUCGACUUCUUUUCACGAGAAGGGACAUGGCUGGGCGACCGGCGCACUCUAGAGCGACUAAUUCACGAGGCCACGGACAUUCCCAUUACGGCUCUCCGCGGUUUUGCUGUGAACAACUUCAGCGUUCCUGAGCGGAUGCGAUGGGCUGCGAAGCGAACCACCACUAAACCCGAGGAUAAGGCAUACUGUCUACUAGGCAUCUUUGAUGUGUUUAUGCCUCUCAUUUAUGGUGAAGGCGAGCAUGCACUCAUUCGACUCCAGGAUGAAAUCGAUAAACGAGUAGGGAAACAGCCUGUCGUCAGCCAGUUAUCAGACGGCGAAGGGACGAACUCGGUCUGGUAUGUACCCUUUGAUCGACUGUCGGAAUUUGUGGGUCGCAUAGAUGAGAUGGAACGUGUGAAACAGAGGAUCCUUGACCGCACUAAUCAGGGAGUUGUCUCUAUACUGGGUUUAGGAGGGGUUGGGAAAAGUCGUCUGGCAAUGGAGCUUAUCCGCCAGGUCAGGUCGGAGCACGUACAACGUUCGGUCUUCUGGAUCGAAGCCACCGAUCAGUUAACCUUUGAGCGGGAUAUGCUCGGCAUCGGCAAGAGGCUUAGAAUUCCGGGCAUUGAAGCCGACAAGGCCGACGUCAAAAUUCUAGUCAAGCAAUGGCUCAAUGUAGCCCAAGACGGCUGGUUCGUGGUCCUCGACAACGCUGAUGACGAGGUGCUGUGGGGGAAAGGAUCGGAUCCCGCUGAUGAGAAGUCUACGCUCGUGGAUUAUCUCCCUCGCUCGAGACAUGGCUCUAUUCUUGUCACAACCCGGUCACGCCGUGUGGCCAGCUAUCUCGCCGGAAAAGAGGUGGUCGAAUUACCAAUAUUGCUCCUUGACGAAGCGAGGACAAUGUUCACAAAUGCAUUGGAGGAACCAGAGAUGGCUGCGGACGAGAACCUCACGUCGGCCUUGCUUGAAAGGCUGACUUAUCUCCCCCUGGCCAUUAUUCAGGCCGCGUCUUACAUCAAUAUGACCCAAGAGCCUGUGAAGACCUACCUAGAUCUGCUCGACGAGCGCGAGGAAGAAGUCGUCGAGCUUCUGAGUGAGGAUUUUGGCGACCGAUCACGAUACUCCAACGCUCGUAAUGCGGUCGCUACAACGUGGCUUGUGUCGUUCAACCAAAUUCGCAAGCACCACCCCUUCUCCGCAGAGCUUCUAAGCUCGAUGGUUUGCCUUCAUGAAAAGAACAUUCCACGGUCCCUCUUACCAGUAAUUAGCUCGAAGAAAGAUGCUGUUGAAGCCUUUGCUACACUAAAGGGAUAUUCUUUCGUGACCAGACAGGCGAGAGAGAAAGACGAAGGAAUUCAUGAGGAGUCGUACAAUAUGCAUCGGCUGGUAUACUUGGCCGCUCGAAACUGGCUAAGAAAAGAAGGCACGCUACAUAAUUGGAUGAAAGCCUCCCUCGAGCGAGUCGCCGAGCUUUUCCCGGCAUGUGACCAUGAGCACAGAGGUAUUUGGACUCUCUACUUACCCCAUGCCCAGCGUCUUUGUGAAGAUGUCGAGGUCGUUGAUCUUCCUGAGCGGUACAAACUACUUACAAAGAUGGGUCUAUGUUUCGUGGUUGAUGGGAAAUACGACGCCGCUGUGAAAGCACAUACUGCCGUGCUACAGUGGAGAGAGAAAGAGUUGGGAAUUCCGGAAAACCAGGUCCUAGAAGCGUGCAAUAACCUCGGAGAGGCAUUACAAUGGAGUGGCUUUUAG